AUGGCUAUGAAGCAUCCCUUCCGAGUUCCCAAAAAGCCUUGCACAAUCGACAUCAUUUCGGAUCCGGUAUGCCCUUGGUGCUUUAUAGCCAAGAAAAAUCUGGACAAAGCUCUAGAGGAGGCUGAUCCCCUCUACGAGUUCGAGCUCCGGUGGCAUCCAUUUCAAUCUGAUGACAUCCCUAAAGAAGGCAUUGAUAAGAAGAAGCAUUCUGAGGAUAAGCAUGGCUCUGCUCAAAUAUCUGAAACUGUGGAAAUGCGCAUAGGAGAUAUUUUAAGAAUGUCCUACGAUGAGAUUGAAUACAAACUUUCUGGUAUCAUGGGAAAUCCUCUAGAUUAUUUCAGGCUUGUACAUUUUGCUGGGGAACAGGAUCAUGAUAUGCAACAUGAUCUUGUGGAUGAGAUAUUGCUUGGGUACUUCACAGAGGAAAAAGACAUUGCAGACAGGGAAUAUCUUGUGGAAUGUGCUGGCAAGAUUGGUGUAGAAGGGGCAGCAGAGUUUCUUGAAGACCCUAACAAUGGCCUCAAUGAGGUCACAGAAGAGCUCAAGAAGUACUCGGGAACGAAACAAGUCCCAUAUUACGUGUUUAAUGGAAAGGUAAACUGCGUCGGUGCUCAGCCGAAGGAGGUGUUCUUGAGAGCUUUCGAAGCAGCCACAAAAUGA
Molecule: messenger RNA, 660 nt
Organism: Argentina anserina (silverweed cinquefoil)
Lineage: Eukaryota; Viridiplantae; Streptophyta; Magnoliopsida; Rosales; Rosaceae
Exons: 6
Coding region: 1-660 (219 amino acids)
Molecular function (GO): oxidoreductase activity
Source: RefSeq, a predicted model, not a curated record